Conger conger (European conger) is the source of this 5067-nucleotide messenger RNA. RefSeq names its product adhesion G-protein coupled receptor G2-like. Gene Ontology annotation, molecular function: G protein-coupled receptor activity. The record is from RefSeq and is a predicted model, not a curated record. Bases 567 to 2513 code for a protein of 648 amino acids. NCBI's taxonomy places the organism in Eukaryota, Metazoa, Chordata, Actinopteri, Anguilliformes, Congridae. The transcript has 14 exons. Gene Ontology annotation, biological process: adenylate cyclase-activating G protein-coupled receptor signaling pathway; cell surface receptor signaling pathway. Gene Ontology annotation, cellular component: membrane.
CUGUUAGGCCCUUGAACAAGGCCCUUAACCCUACGUUGCUCCAGGAAGGACUGUCCUCUGCUUAGUCUAAUCAACUGGGUGUAAACACCACCUCAAAUUUAGACUAGAUCAACUCAAUAUUUAUGUUAAAUAUUAAGUAAGUCAACCUAAAAAAAUGGACCAGUAUGGGAAUUUUCAUAGGCAUUCAUACAUUUAGCGAUUCAAUUAAUUUGCUAAAUUUAAAGGUGAGCUGAAACUAAUUAAAACUGAGCUGACAAACAAACCUGAUUUAAUUACCGAAUCUAAAUAAAUAAAUACAAUGUAUUACAGUUUUUCCACAUGGGCACAACACUGACGUAUGACUUGUCUAUUUAUUGAAAGGACAUCAUUCUCUGAUUUGCAUUACACCAAUGGCUUUGCAUGAUGCAAAACAGGCCGUAUCAGUUGUACCUCCAUCACUCAGUUUUACCUAGAGGGAUACAGUACAGUCUUUCAGGAGAGAAGAGAACACAGUGCGGUCCUACAGUUGCAGGUAAGGUCUUUCUCCCUGCGACCUGUGGGACAUUUUCACCAUUCUUGGGGUGUAGAUGGGGUGUUGUCCAGUGCAGUCUUUCAGGAGAGAAGAGAACACAGUGCGGUCCUACAGUUGCAGUUUUACAGGAAAGUCAGCAAACAGGAUGAUCCGAAGGAGACUUCCCAUAAUUGCGGUCUUUCUGUUGGUGGUGCUUGUCAAAGGAGUCCCACCGGAUAUUACAAUGACAUUCAACAAGACCGUCAGUGAAAUGUCUAUGAAGUUAUUCAAUGACAUCACCAUCAUAGACAGCAUGAAAAAUGGCUUCACCUGCAGAUGGGGGAAUGACUCCUGUUAUGUAGAGUGCGCUAAUGCCACUUUUUCCAUCAACUUCACUGAAAAUGCAAACCUAAACAAAAAAAACAUUUCUGCACUUGUUGCCUUCAACAUCACAGCUGGGUUAUUGGAAUGUGAAAUCACCAAGUGCUUGAUUGAUCCAUUUAUCUCUUUAUUAAAAACAAAAACGGGUCCAAGGCAUCAGGAAGUCAGAGAUUUGAAGACAGCAUUGAAUAUGAAAAACAUGUGCUGCCACUUGUUCAAUAUUUCAGAAGUAAAGAGAGCCUACAUAGGAGUUGAAUUAAACCUGAUAAAGGUGAUAAUGCAGAUUUCCAGCGACGGAGAGGAACUCAUUUUCAACCUGACAGACCUGGCAGUGAAAGUGACGAAGGCGAAUUUGAGUAGCCUUUCCCGGACUGAGAAGUACAUGCACAUUCGUGCACCUCUGCUCUCUUAUGAAGAUAUAGACUGUACACCAGAAACAUGGAUACCGACCAAGAUCUUUGAGAAAAUUCCAGAGGAGAAGCGAAAAGUGGCAGUGGUGUCAUAUCGAAGCCCAGACCACUUUGUGUUCAACAGGGAAAGACUUCAGAGCAUGUUAAUUCGGGUAGAGCUGCUCGAAGAAGAAUACACACAAAAUCUGGAGGAGCCACUAAUGAUGAUGUUCCAGAUUUUAAACUCGUCUGCACAUCAGGCAAAUCAUGCCCUGGAGUGCCAGUUUUAUGAUGAGCAAGCUAGGAGCAACAAUGACUGGAGUAAGCAGGGCUGCAAAACCACCAAGAAUGAGAGUGGCAUCUUUUGCACCUGUGACCACAUGACCCCUUUCACAGUGCUCCUGGUCCCGACAGACAGCAUAGACUUGGCGAGCUGGGAAAUCCAGUCUAUUAUCAGUUACGUGGGCUGCUCUCUCUCAGCAUUCUUUACUGCCGCGGCGAUCCUGACUCACGUCAUCCUCAGGAGCCCCACUCAGGACCACUCGGCCAGCAUCCACGUGUCGCUGAGCGCUGCCCUGUUCCUGCUCAACAUCAGCUUCCUGAUGAACGAAUGGCUGGCCAACAUGCGCAUUAUGCCCCUGUGCAUGUUCAUCAGCGUAUUCAUGCACUACGGCCUGCUCUGCAGCUUCACCUGGAUGGCCAUCGAGGCCCUGCACCUCUACCUGCUCAUCGUGCGGGUGUUAAACAUCUACAUACGCUCGUAUGUGGCCAAGCUGGCAGUUGUCGGAUGGGGCGUCCCUGCUGUUGUUGUGGGAAUUGCCUUUGCAGUUAGAAGUGAGCCAAACCUGUUUUAUGGCUUGGAGGUGAUCACAGUGGGGAACAGUACCAGUGCACUCUGCUGGAUCACAGAGCCCAGGUAUUUCUACGGGCUGAACCUCAGCUACUUCGCCCUCAUCUUCCUGUUCAACAACAGCAUCCUGCUGACGGUGAGCAUACGGAUAUUUCAGAUGAGAAGGUUUGAGAAGAAAGACAGCAUGACCAUGCCCUGGAAACAGGCCUGUAUGGUGCUGGGCCUCACCUGUCUGCUGGGCAGCACCUGGGGCCUGGCCUUCCUCAGCUACGGGGCGCUCAGUGUGCCCAUGCAGUACCUCUUCUGCAUCUUUAACUCCCUGCAAGGAUUCCUCAUCUUCCUCUGGAUCUGCAGAACAUCCCGGAAGGCUAAAAGAGAGGCAGUUUCAAGAACGACGUCAUAGGCAUCACGCUCAUCGCUGCAGCCAAAGCCACAGAAGAUCAGUUUCCCAACCCACAACCCUCUGCCAAAAGGGGAAGAGAAUACAUUUCUAAUAUUACCACAAAGAGAAUGAUGUCAAAGAGUUUAUUCAACCCAGAUUAGCCAUUAGUUUAUUUCACCAAAGUUAUACAGUAAAUGGAGAUUACAUAUACUCAUACUACGUUUUAUUGCGUAUACUCGCAGUAGUCCUUUCUUGAGUCUGACCCCACAAAUGUGUCGAAAUCUAUCUUUCUGACGUCCAUCCAGACUGAAAACUUUGAAAACAUUCCAAAGGGGAAACUGACUGAAACUUUCUGCCACAUCACAAUUUCCCCUUCUUGCUGUAGCAUUGUUCAGGAACCGCACAGUGCAGAAUUGAUCAACAGCAGGCCUUUGCUUUAGUCAAACAGAAGAGGCCUCACUGUGGUUAGUCACAUGACCCUACACCAUGACAGUUUUUUUUUUAUUUUUUUUUAUGGUAGGCAGCUAACGACCGCAUAGCGUUUCUAUUUCAUCACACAUGACAUUUUCACCCACUGACAACCCAAAAGAGCGGAUGGCUGUGCGUGUUCCUUUUUCAUGAAGCGACAAGCUCCAAUAGUGUAUUUUAAAUACCGGUCGAACGAACAAUAACCGUUCCGCAUGUGAUUUUCAUGUUGCAUAUACAACACGCAGUGGGGAAUCUAUUUUCUGAAAAGAGUGUACACUGUAUGCGAUGCCUUCUUGUAUGCCUCAAUAUGAUCUACACCACAGUAACAGAUUUUCUGCCACUUCCUAUCAACAGGUAUUCCCAAUGUUACAAGGCUAUAAAACAUGUUUCCUAGAAAUGUAAAAGCACAUGUGGAUGGCAGAUUUUAGACAUAGUCUUCUGUCUAUUCAUCAGGGUGAUGCUAUUGAAGGUCAGGAUUCAAACUUCUUUGCACAGUCACCAGGUGAUCUCUGCAUUAUUAGUGUAGUAGUUAUACUCUCAGUUAUCACUUUAUUAGGUGGACUUGUACACCAGCUUGUUAAUGCAAACAUUGAAUCAGCCAAUCAUGUGGCAGCAACUAAAUGCAUAAAGGAAUGCAGAUGUGGUCAAGACGUCAGCAGACCAAAUGUCAGAAAGGGGAAGAAAUGUGAUCUGAGUGACUUUCACAAUGGAAUGAUUGUUUGUGCCAGACAGGGUGGAUUGAGUAUCUUCUGGGAUUUUCCCGCACAACAUUCUCUACAGCAGAGGUCGGCAACCCUGGUCCUGGAGAGCCGCAGGGUGUGCUGGUUUUUGUUUUCACCUUAAUACCAGCAACUGAUUCAUACCCAAGAAACCAGGUGAGGCCAGUUAACUGAGUAAUCGACUGCUUUAAUUGAUCAAUUAAGUGCUGAGUAACAACAAAAGCUAGCUCACCCCGUGGCUCUCCAGGAUCAGGGUUGCUGACCCCUGCUCUAGAGUUUGCAGUGAAUGGUGCGAAAAACAAAAGAACAGCAGUUCUGUUGGCAGAAACAUGUUGUUAAUGAGAGAGGUCAGAGGAGAAGGACCAGACUGGUUGAAGCUGACAGGAACGUGACAAUCAUACAAAUAGCCAGGCAUUAUAACCGUGGUAUGAAGAAUAUGUGAAGCAAAUGGGGACAAAUGGGGACAAAAUCUGAUCUAUGUGACUUUGGCCGUGGAAUGAUUAUCCAACUAUGUUGGUGUCCCAGCGAACAGUGAACAUUCUAAGAACAUUCAGUAACGUCAUCUAUUGGUUCUAAAAAGGUUCAACUGUGACGUUACAAAAAUAAACGCUCUUGGAAUGUUCUAGAAACGUGAUUUUACUUCAUCAUGUUUUAAAAACGUUACACAUAACGCUCCCCAGUUGCCCAAAAUCACAUUCAGGGAACCUACAAUAAGAUUCAUAUAAUGUUACUGCAACGCAGUGAGAAGGUUAAGAAACUUUACAUACAAACAUUCUAACACCUCCCAAAACUAUCCUUCAGAAGACGUUCCAAGAAUCUAAAACCUAAAGAAACACUGGGGUGGCCUGUAGCAUAGUGGUUAAGGUAAAUGACUGGGACAGGCAAGGUCUGGAGUUCACAUCCCAGUGAAGCCACAAUAAGAUCCACACAGCCGUUGGGCCCUUGAGCAAGGCCCUUAACCCUGCAUUGCUCCAGGGGAGGAUUGUCUCCUGCUUAGUCUAAUCAACUGUACUUUGCUCUGGAUAAGAGCAUCUGCCAAAUGCCAAUAUUGUAAUGUAAAAUUGUUACCUGGGGUGUCAGCAGGUUGUGUCCAUCUAUAUGACUGAAUUGAUUGUUUUAAUUAAUUAAAAGCUCAAAAACAAUAUACAAAACUUACUGUUGUAUUACUUGUAUUCUCUACUCUGGCAGUAGCCAGUUUAACUGCUUGACUCGAGAUACAAUGCAAUGACUGGAGAGGAAAUUUCGCUUGGAUGUGACAAAUGCCCAUUCACCCAUUGCAUUAACAUUAUCCAGUUGUAUUAUAGUGCAUGCUAAAGAUUCAGCUUGACGCAAGAUUAUUUUUAGAUUCAAUAGAUUCAAGAACGAUGGUUUGCAGACCUCAAGCUUUA